Arabidopsis lyrata subsp. lyrata is the source of this 2432-nucleotide messenger RNA. RefSeq names its product putative pectinesterase/pectinesterase inhibitor 24. NCBI's taxonomy places the organism in Eukaryota, Viridiplantae, Streptophyta, Magnoliopsida, Brassicales, Brassicaceae. The record is from RefSeq and is a predicted model, not a curated record. Gene Ontology annotation, molecular function: pectinesterase inhibitor activity; pectinesterase activity. The coding region runs from base 270 to 1955 and encodes 561 amino acids. The transcript is spliced from 2 exons. Gene Ontology annotation, biological process: cell wall modification.
AUCUUAAACAAAUAUGUUUCACCGACAUGAUUAUAUUACAUAAAAGAAUAAAACAUGAGAAGCACUUGUAGUUAAAUACAUUCUUGGUAUUUUAAUGUGAAAAUUUAUAAUCCCCUUUGUGCCUCGCACGUUAGUUGUUAUUAGAGGUCUAUUCAGAUUAUUAUAUUUUUCUAUGUAUUUAUAUCGACUAUCCAACAUCUACAAACCAAACAUAACUAACGAGAAACUUCAAAAGAAAAUUAGAAAAACAUAAAAGAGGGACGGAGAAAAUGUCCUCCCCGUACGGCAAAGUCGACGAGCAUGAACACGUAAGGCUCCAAGCUCGUCGUAAGACGAGAAAGAACAUCGCAAUAAUCGCUGUAUCACUCGUCAUUCUCGCCGGAAUCGUGAUCGGAGCCGUGUUUGGAACCAUGGCUCACAAGAAGUCAUCAGAGACAGUGGAGACUAAUAACAACGGAGACUCAAUCUCCGUUUCCGUUAAAGCCGUUUGCGACGUUACGUUGCAUAAAGACAAAUGCUUCGAAACCCUCGGAUCAGCUCCAAACGCAAGCAGUCUUAAUCCAGAAGAGCUCUUCAAAUACGCAGUCAAAAUCACAAUCACCGAAGUUUCAAAAGCUCUCAACGCUUUCUCCUCAUCCUUAGGCGAUGAAAAGAACAACAUCACCAUGAACGCUUGCGCUGAGCUUCUUGACCUAACGAUAGAUAACCUCAACAACACGUUAACGUCAUCAGCAAACGGUGGUGUCACGGUUCCUGAGCUAGUUGAUGACCUACGUACAUGGCUGAGCUCAGCCGAGACGUAUCAAGAAACGUGCGUGGAAACGUUGGCUCCAGAUAUGAAGCCGUUCGGAGAAAGUCAUCUCAAGAACUCAACGGAGCUGACGAGUAACGCACUAGCGAUCAUCACAUGGCUCGGAAAGAUCGCUGACUCGUUCAAACUCCGGAGGCGUUUGUUGACUACGGUUGACGUGGAGGUGGACGUCCAUGCGGGCAGGAGAUUGUUGCAGAGCACGGAUUUGAGGAAAGUGGCGGAUAUUGUGGUGGCUAAGGAUGGUUCGGGGAAGUAUAGAACGAUAAGUAGGGCUUUAGAGGAUGUGCCUGAGAAGAGUGAGAAGAGGACGAUUAUAUAUGUGAAGAAAGGAGUUUAUUUUGAGAAUGUGAAGGUGGAGAAAAAGAUGUGGAAUGUUGUGGUGGUCGGAGAUGGAGAGAGCAAGAGUAUUGUCUCUGGCAGACUUAAUGUCAUCGAUGGAACUCCCACUUUUAAGACUGCCACAUUCGCUGUGUUCGGAAAAGGGUUUAUGGCAAGAGACAUGGGCUUCAUCAACACAGCUGGUCCAUCCAAACACCAAGCCGUAGCGCUAAUGGUAAGCGCGGAUCUCGCCGCCUUUUACCGUUGUACAAUGAACGCAUACCAAGACACGCUUUACGUGCACGCUCAACGCCAAUUCUACCGUGACUGCACCAUUAUGGGAACAGUCGAUUUCAUCUUCGGUAACUCAGCUUCAGUUCUCCAAAACUGCCGGAUUCUCCCUCGCCGACCAAUGAAAGGACAACAAAACACAAUCACGGCUCAAGGACGUACUGAUCCGAACAUGAACACAGGAAUCUCAAUUCACCGUUGUAACAUCUCUCCGCUCGGUGACCUAACCGAUGUUAAGACGUUUUUAGGUCGACCAUGGAAGAAUUUCUCGACGACAGUGAUAAUGGACUCGUAUUUGCAUGGGUUUGUUGACCGGAAAGGUUGGUUACCGUGGACCGGAGAUUCGGCGCCGGAUACUAUAUUUUACGGUGAGUAUAAGAAUACCGGCGCUGGUGCGUCGACAAAGAAUAGAGUUAAGUGGAAGGGAUUGAGGUUUCUUUAUACGAAGGAAGCGAAUAGGUUUACGGUGAAACCUUUCAUCGACGGAGGACGAUGGCUUCCGGCCACGAAAGUGCCGUACAGGUCCGGUCUCUGAGUUUGUCUUUUCCGUCAACGAGAUUUCCAAUUCAAAUCUCUUUUCUUUUUGGAUAUUUGUAAUUUAUAAGUAUACAAUUUUUUCAUUAUGUGAGAGUUUUCGGUGUUACUCUUAUUCUUUUGUAUCAUUGUUUGAUUAUUGAUUACACUGUAUUAAAACAAUAAGUAGAAACAUAUUUUCGUAGUAGUGUCUAUUAGUCCAGAUUUUUUAAAAGCUAUAAUCAAUUUAAUUUCAUGUAUUUUUAUGUUAGCUAUUUUACAUGUUUUAAGUGGCAUAAAACUUGGCUUUUUGCAAAAUUUGAUAUAUAUGUAGAUUUUGGUGUACAAAUUAUUAACUAUCCGAAACAAUAAAUAAGCAAGACAUGAUGUACGGCUUUAGCUAAUUUAUUUCAACCGACGAUAUUGUAUGUGUAUAGAAAACGUAACACCGCAAAUCUAUAGAUCCCAACAACUAGAAAAGAUAGUAACAAAAAAAAAA